GUGAACGCCUUCCAGUGGAUCCAGUACAGCAUCCUCAGCAACGUCUUCGCCGGCUUCUACGGCGUCUCCUUCACGGAGAUCGACUGGCUCUCCAUGGUCUACAUGGUGGCCUACGUGCCGCUGAUCCUGCCGGCCACCUGGCUGCUGGACACCCGCGGCCUGCGCCUCACCGCCCUGCUGGGCGCCGGCCUCAACGGCCUGGGGGCCUGGCUGAAGUGCGCCAGCCUGGCCCCCGGCCGGUACCCCCUCACCCUGGCCGCCCAGGCCGUCUGCGCCGUCGCCCAGGUCUUCAUCCUGGGGCUGCCCUCACGCAUCGCCUCCGUCUGGUUCGGCCCCACCGAGGUCUCCACCGCCUGCGCCGUGGCCGUGCUGGGCAACCAGCUUGGCACUGCAAUUGGCUUUUUGUUGCCACCUGUUCUGGUUCCAAAUACACCUAACGAUAUCAAUCUAAUGGCACAUAAUAUCAGCAUCAUGUUCUAUGGAACAGCAAUAGUGUCCACACUUUUGUUCUUCUUAACAGGAGUUGUGUUUGAAGAGAAGCCCAAAUACCCUCCUAGUCACUCUCAAGCAGUCCUUCAAACUAUGCCUCCUGAGGAUUACUCCUACAAGCAGUCAAUUAUCAACUUGUUCAAAAAUAUUCCAUUUGUACUUCUGCUGAUCAGUUACGGUAUUAUGACUGGGGCAUUUUAUUCUGUCUCUACCUUAUUAAACCAGAUGAUAGUAACUCAUUAUAAGGGAGAAGAAGUGAACGCUGGGAGAAUUGGCUUGACACUGGUGGUGGCAGGAAUGGUGGGUUCGAUUAUUUGUGGUUUGUGGCUGGAUUACACUAAAACAUACAAGCAAACUACUUUGAUUGUUUACAUUCUCUCUUUCAUUGGGUUGCUGGUAUUUACUUUCACCCUGGACCUCGGAUACCUUAUAGUAGUGUUCGUGACUGGAGGAGUACUUGGGUUCUUCAUGACUGGCUAUCUCCCACUUGGGUUUGAAUUUGCUGUGGAAAUUACAUACCCAGAGUCUGAAGGCACUUCCUCAGGUCUCCUUAAUGCAUCAGCACAGAUAUUUGGAAUUGUCUUUACACUUGUUCAAGGCAAACUCACAACAGACUACAGUCCUCGUGCAGGCAACCUCUUUCUUUGUGCUUGGAUUUUUGUGGGCAUUAUCUUAACAGCCUUAAUAAAAUCAGAUUUGCGAAGACACAAUGUGAAUUCAGGCAUUAUGAAUUUGGAUGUUAAAGCUGUACCAGUCGACAGUCCUGUAGAACCUGAAAGUACUACCUUAAAAAUUCAAUCAGCUUUAUAAAGCUGGAAGAAGGUGACUUAGAAACGCACAAGUUUGGUUGGAUACUGAACAAUAUUAAUUAGUGUAAUCAUUGGAUUUGUGUGUAUGAGUAGUAAAAUGUGCUUGGUGAUACUGGUGAUAGUUGUGCGGUGGAAACUAUGAAGAUACUCAGUUAAUUUUGCCCAAGACACAAGCAAUUCACCUUUGUAUGGAAUAUUUAUUUUAACAGUUUUCAGGUUUUGCAGUUUCAUUAGUAAAAAACUGUGUGAAUAUUCUCCAUGCUGAGGAGACAUGUACAGUCAGGAUGCAUACUUGAAGAAAACCUGGAAUCCUGAAGUACAGUCAUCAUGAUGAGCAGUACCUAAUCUUCUUUUCUUGUUCAGUCUUUGCUAGUGCAUUUGAAAAGCCAGAGAGUAGGUAGACGUGCAGCUGGAGGAUGUUCACAAGUUCCUUUUUU
Messenger RNA from Athene cunicularia (burrowing owl), 1735 nucleotides. It is a transcript of the gene FLVCR1, whose product is annotated as feline leukemia virus subgroup C cellular receptor 1. Bases 94 to 1299 code for a protein of 401 amino acids. NCBI's taxonomy places the organism in Eukaryota, Metazoa, Chordata, Aves, Strigiformes, Strigidae. Gene Ontology annotation, molecular function: heme binding; heme transmembrane transporter activity. Gene Ontology annotation, cellular component: membrane; mitochondrion. Gene Ontology annotation, biological process: erythrocyte differentiation; heme export; transmembrane transport. The transcript has 10 exons. The record is from RefSeq and is a predicted model, not a curated record.